CCCCGACUCGCUCGGGGACAAGGUGCUGCACAUUCCGCUACUUUCUAAGGCCUUUCGCUCCAUUCCGAAAAAUCAGCUAUUGAACCGCAGUCAACAGACGGGCGUGAACGCCAACAUGAACACCACCUUCAACUCUGCGCUGAAACAGCGCACAACAAUCCGCAAAGACCUCUCAGCCCUCUCCGCCACCGAUGGCACCCCUUCACAAACCCCAACGCCAGCCGCGCUAGGCUCCCUGUCCGCGUCCAUCACGGCCUUCUCGCGCACCAUCGACGAGUACAACACGCUCGCAAAACAAGAGCUCAACCCGGCCAAGCAAGAAAAGGCCUUUGAGCGCAUCCGCGACUUCCGCGCCGAGCUGUCCGAGUUCCGCGCCCAGCUCGACGCCCUGAAAGCCGCCCGCGAGGAGGCCGCACACGCCGAUAACAGAGCCGAGCUGCUCGGUCGCCGGCCCUUCGCUGCCGCGACACCCGAAAAUCCGUACGCGAGCACCAGCCCUGCGGCGUCGACGUCUGGGUAUGGAUUUGGAGGAGGUGGUGGUGGUGGGGGUGGGCAUGCGCCGACGACGAGCAUAGCUGAGGCUGGGACAGGGAGGGUAGGUGGGUUGUCGGCGACGUUGGGGAGCGGGGAUGUCACCCGGGAGGCGCAUGCGUUUAGGGAACAGCAGUUCUUUGCCAGCACGCACUCGGCGCUGGAUGACUACAUUGCCCGCGGCCAGGCGGUGCUGGGGGAUUUGAACCAGCAGAGGGACAUUCUCAAGUCGACGCAGCGGAAGCUGUACUCGGUGGGGAAUACGCUGGGGAUUUCGGGGGAUACCAUUCGUAUGAUUGAGCGCCGGGCGAGGCAGGACAAGUGGAUUUUUUGGGCUGGGGUCGUGGUGUUUUUCCUCUUUUGCUGGCUGGUGAUACAUUACCUGCGGUAACGUUGGGGAUGGGACCGUGGGGUUCCGUGUGGGUGGGUGCUGUGCUGUCGGUUGGCGUGUGAGUGUACAAACAUCUCUACUGUCAUCUAGCGAGGAGUUGGGGCUCUGGGUGUAGGCGCGUGCUGCUUCGCCAUGGGAUAUUAACCAGGACAUUAAUCUUGGAAGUGUUGAUGGGCAAAGGACAUGCCACCCCUGAUUUGAUCCGUUUCUGGGUCAGGUAUUUGUUUGCCGCGUCGCUGUAUUGUACCGGUAGCCCUACGCCCGCCUCAGCGCAAUCGUAAAGAGCACAUCUCUGCUCGUCGUCACCU
Molecule: messenger RNA, 1230 nt
Organism: Canariomyces notabilis
Lineage: Eukaryota; Fungi; Ascomycota; Sordariomycetes; Sordariales; Chaetomiaceae
Exons: 2
Coding region: 116-922 (268 amino acids)
Biological process (GO): vesicle fusion; endoplasmic reticulum to Golgi vesicle-mediated transport
Cellular component (GO): late endosome membrane; SNARE complex; Golgi apparatus
Molecular function (GO): SNARE binding; SNAP receptor activity
Source: RefSeq, a predicted model, not a curated record